Messenger RNA from Pistacia vera, 720 nucleotides. RefSeq names its product caffeic acid 3-O-methyltransferase 3-like. Bases 1 to 720 code for a protein of 239 amino acids. Lineage: Eukaryota; Viridiplantae; Streptophyta; Magnoliopsida; Sapindales; Anacardiaceae. The record is from RefSeq and is a predicted model, not a curated record. Gene Ontology annotation, molecular function: O-methyltransferase activity; S-adenosylmethionine-dependent methyltransferase activity. Gene Ontology annotation, biological process: methylation. The transcript is spliced from 4 exons.
AUGGCAGCAUUGAGAAACUUUACGCUCUUACACCAGCCUCUCAACUCUUUGUCAACAACAAUGAUGAACUCAUCAGCUUAUCUGACGUUGAAUAUGAAUGAAGGGAUUCUCGAAGGAGCUGGGGAUUUGUUCAAGAAAGUUCAUGGUAUUAACAUGUUUGAGUACAUGAGCAAUGAUCCAACUUUCAGCAAUAUUUUUAAUAAGGCGAUGGUUGGUAUUUCCCAAUUUAAGCUGAAGGGGAUUCUAGAGGCAUACAGAGGAUAUGAGGGACUUGCAUCAUUGGUUGACGUUGGUGGUGGAACCGGCAAAUGCCUCCACAUGAUCACCUCUAUGUACCCUCACAUUAAGGUCAUUAAUUAUGAUUUGCCUCAUGUUAUACAAAAUGCACCAACUUUUCCUGGUAUCGAACAUGUUGGAGGAGAUAUGUUUUCAAGUGUCCCAACCGCAGAGGCAAUUAUGUUACAGCUGCUAAAGAAUUGUUACACAGCACUGCCAAAACAUGGAAAACUGAUUAUUAUAACUGUAGUAUUGCUAGAAGAACCUGAGUCAAACAAGUAUUCUAUGUAUACUUCUAGAAUUGACACGGCAAUGAUUGCGCAUUUUUCAUCUGGGAAAGAAAGGACAACAAAAGAACUUGAGAGCUUGUGCCGAAAAGCCGGAUUUUCCAACUUUCAAGUAGCUUUUCAGGGCUUUGAAGCCGUUAUAGAAUCUUAUAAGUAA